Messenger RNA from Syngnathoides biaculeatus (alligator pipefish), 2798 nucleotides. RefSeq names its product centrosomal protein 126 (gene cep126). NCBI's taxonomy places the organism in Eukaryota, Metazoa, Chordata, Actinopteri, Syngnathiformes, Syngnathidae. Gene Ontology annotation, cellular component: midbody; centrosome; ciliary base. The record is from RefSeq and is a predicted model, not a curated record. The transcript is spliced from 8 exons. Gene Ontology annotation, biological process: cytoplasmic microtubule organization; mitotic spindle organization; non-motile cilium assembly. Bases 148 to 2229 code for a protein of 693 amino acids.
CUUCCCGCUUGCCCAUCCCCAGCAGCUCGUAGCGCAGACUGGAGAUGUCCCGCUUGAUUUCAUUCAACUCGCCUGAGGGACAAGAUGUUUUUUCGACGGGGACGUCGGGAGACAUAGUGUGCAUGUUCGUGCGCGCGUAGGUGAGCGAUGUCGAGCCUCCAGCAAGAGAGAGACGCUCUGCUUGAGGAGCAGAAGGUCAACCGAGAGCGAGCUCGCAGAUGUGUGCAGGAGACCAACCGCCGAUGCAGGGAUCUGAGGGAGAAACAAAGGCUGUGGGUUCUGCAGGAGCAACGGCGGCGCGAAGAAGUGCUGCAGCAGCGCCGGCAGAAGAUCCAAGAUGUGACUGAGCACUUCCAGAGGGCUUACGUGCCGCCCUCCCAGAGGGCGACCCAGAGCGAGCGCCUCACUGCUGGAAGAGACUACCCAAAUUUGGAAGACGCGCUCAGUCAAAUUCGAGGCCCCGCGCUGCCGUCCAACAUCAGCAGUCAAAGGAUCAGCACCCCGUCUUCCAGACCUGCCGUUGGGUUGUCGGAAUCCCCCCUUCGCCACACACCCGUUGUGGUUCAGGCCGGCGUAGGAUGCCAAGAGCAGGGCCCGUGUGUCAGGAGGUGGCAGGAGCUUCCGAAAAGGCAGGAGAGGCAUCAGGAGCACAGUGGACAGGAAGACAAUGUGUCCUGUUGCUCCAAGUCUGACAGCUUGUCCAGCCAAGACAGCCUGGAGAACGAAGAACCCGCCAAAAGCGCCGUCCUGCACUACUCCGAAAAGCCCGUCCAAGACCUCAAAAGCCCCAACGACCCCCAUCCUGUGUCGUCGGGGACCGGGCCCACUUUUGUCGCCGUGAAGCCGCACUUCCACAGAUUGCCCGUCGACCUCAACUACAACCUGCCCACCCAGAAGGAAACGUGUGCCUCCAUGAAUAACCUCAACAAGUUCUCAGCAGACAUCAAUGUUUGGAAGCACAUGAACACAGCAAGUCCAAAGUGCCGCCGAAGUCAAGAAUCCAGUGGGUCGAAGAGCUCGUCACCCGCAGCCUGCAGAGUCCAACUCAUGAAAGGCAUCCUUAAAACCUUGCCCGGCGAAACACCUGCAGAAUCCCCUCAGACUCACGCUAACUCCGUCAAACCCGUUCAGUUUUUGGUGUGCGACAGCAUCGAAGUAGCCAGGGCCAGGUCCAAAACCGGUGACUACAAAAAUGCCUCCAAGAAGCUGCGCUGGCUCGACGAGGAGGCGGGGGGACCAAAUGGGGCGCGACCCAGAGAUGCCCAAUCCCAGCCGUGGGCAGACGUGGGGGUUCAACUCAGCACCGGCGUAGCGGGGCCUCUCGUCCCUCGGGGGGAUUACCCUGCCAGGGUCGGAGUGAGUCCGGUUUCCUCAGGCUUUGUCACCCAAUCGCCCAUCCCGGUGGCCAGGAUCCGGGGGGAAUUGCAGGCCGCGUCAAAGCACGCGGCCCCCACCAAGAGCCCGUACGGUGGGGACCAGGUACGUGCCCACCAUCAGGUCGCUCGUCUGCCUCCCGACGAUGUUGCACACAAGGACACGCAGCGACUUAUGACGGGCGACGGCGGCGUCAUCAACGCGCACUUGCCGUCCUCAUUGAGCCGCCCCACGUCCGAGAUCAGCUGGAAAGGCUCGCCAGCUUCCGGCCAUCUCUUAACGCCGGGGGGGAGUGUGAGAGGUCGGGGGGUGUCAUAUGAGGAAAAAGUACUCGACCGCACCCCCACCGACUCAGAGAUCUUUCAGCUCUGCCAGGAUGUCCGCAGCGCCUUCAUCAGCAAUGCGGGACAACAACAGGACACUUCAUUAGUUGUCCCAGAGAAAGCCAGGACCCCCAGCUCUCAGGUUUUGACGAGUGGGCGGGCCAGUAACAAAUCUGGUGCGGAUCAGAACCGACGACCUUCCGGUUCAACCACGAAAAAACCUCCGGAAUUCUUCAAGAUUACAUGUCUCCAUGCUACAAAUCCAGUCGGACCAUCUCCCAAAGGAUAUCACACAGAUCACCCAAACAAAGGCGUCAAAACCGUCAGCCAGCGCCGUCUGACCGACGCGUACUCUUACGGGUCACUGGAGGAACGGGUCGGCAAAGCGCCGAGGACGACGUCGCAGCCGCCUCAGCAGCAGUACCAGCGCCGACCCCCGGCGGCCACGUCCAUCUCAAUGGAGGAGCAGAGAAUCUUUCAGUCUCUGGACCGACUGAACUGCCAGCUGCACCGCAAAGGUGGUUUGCACUGACCAGCAUCUGGACUCAAGUCUACCAUCCCAGCGCGAUAGCAGCAGGAUCGCUUUAUGUAACAAGCUUCCAGGUGAAAUGGGUUUUGCUACCUUGAAACCAAGUGUGCCUUAUUUAGGAACAUUCAGAAGCAUAAACAUAAUUAAAAAUUCAUUACAUUGAAGUCAUUUAAAAUUCUAAUUUCUUACUAACUUUUGACAGUUCAGCCAGACAUCACUCAAUACCAGGGGGGGAUUAUCUUUCGUUUAAAAAGAAAACCCAAAAUAAAACUGCCUGGAUUUUCAACUGCAGGCUAGAGUGGCUGAUUUUUUUCCAUCGUUUUGUUGAUUUGUUUUUUCUUUGCUGCUUUGCUGAAAUCUGUAUCUAGAAAUUGUGUUUUGUGAAUUUUUGCAGCAUUUAACAUGAAUAGAAAUACCAGAUCAUGAAUGUUUAAGCGGUCUCAUGGAAUUCUUAUUCUCUCAGGCGCUGAUUGGGUGCUGGUAACAUUUUCAAAUAGAACACUUGUAGGUUUUAAGCAUUAUGAUGACAUCCAAUCAUAUCAUCCUUCAUGCUGGGAAGACAUAACUGAAUU